This is a messenger RNA of Xenia sp. Carnegie-2017, 2819 nucleotides long. RefSeq lists its product as uncharacterized. Gene Ontology annotation, molecular function: calcium ion binding. Gene Ontology annotation, cellular component: membrane. The coding region runs from base 120 to 2819 and encodes 899 amino acids. Gene Ontology annotation, biological process: homophilic cell-cell adhesion. Lineage: Eukaryota; Metazoa; Cnidaria; Anthozoa; Malacalcyonacea; Xeniidae. The transcript is spliced from 8 exons. The record is from RefSeq and is a predicted model, not a curated record.
ACGAAAUAUGAAAGAACAUUAGUUAAUGAUUGAAGACAUCUUUGACAACUUUAAACCGGAGUUCUUUUUCAUUUAUAUGAAGAAUAUUUUCCUGUGGUAAAACGUUUGAAUCCUUAGUAAUGUUAUUGAGACGUUUCUUUCUUGUUAUUUAUUUAUUGUUGGUAUUUCAUUUGAUCUUCGUGUUAUCAUCGAGAGCAAGAAGACGAAGUCCAACACCACUUCCACCAUCAGUAAAUUGUCAAGUUUCGCCGUGGACGGAGUUUAGUGCUUGCAGUACAAAAUGUGACAUUGGAACGAGUACUCGUCGUCGUCACAUCACGACACGUCUUGUUCACGAUGGGUCCCCAUGUCCUUCUUUAGAAGAGUCUCGUCAAUGUGGUUCACCUAACGGGGGAUGUCAAGAUGUUUGUAACUCUGCAGAUGGAUCGUGUUUAUGUGUAACUCGCCCAGGCUAUGAACUUCAAGAUGAUGGCAAAUCAUGUGGUGAUAUAAACGAAUGUAAAAAUGGAAAUGGUGGUUGUAUAAAUUCCAACUGUAAAAACACAGAUGGUAGUUAUUGGUGCGACUGUUUAUCUGGUUAUAAACCAUCAGCAAUAACUCCACACAAGUGUGAAGCUAAAUUAUGUUCACAAUUGAUCCCACCUCCAUGUCCACCUAAUGCAUAUCAUGACGAGUUUGGAACAGCCUGCAAUCCUGCACGUAUCAGUUGCCCACACGGACAUGAAUAUUUGAAAUUCUGUUCCAUUGACUGCGAUGGCAAUUUCAAACUAGCUAGCAUUGAAGCAACAAACAUCCCUAACGCCUUCGCUAGAAACUUCCUUACGAUAAAUUUCCACGUACCCAUUGAGAGGGCUCAAUGUAUAUUGGACAGUAACACCGAGAAUGUUGCUUGGGACUGGGAUCCAAUUGCUGAGCCUUAUUACUGCAGGAGAGUGAACGAUCCACCUUCAAAUAUUCUUUUCUCAAGCACUUAUAUCAAUGAGAAAAUGAACACUUUUGCCAUUGUCGGCUUUUUUAUUGCAAACGAUUUUCAAAAUGAUCCCUUGACGUUCACAAUAAUGAAUGCGGACGCAAAGUUUUAUUUUCUUGUUCAAGGAAGAGCAUUGUUGGUAAAUAGACGUUUGGUGUGGAAGCCCCGGUCAGAUAAUAUUUACACUGUUAAAAUUAAUGUGAGCGACCAUGGUUCACCUGUUAUGUUUACUACAACUAGUUUUAACAUUACUGUGUUGAACGUUAAUGAUCCUCCUUACGACAUAAAACUUUCAAAUACCGACGUUCUUGAAAACGUUAAUAUUGGUUCCGUUGUUGGUACUCUAACAGCUAGAGACGAUGAUCUUGGUCAAAAACCUACUUCACGUUUUACCUGGGAAUUGAUUGACUCUGGUAAUGGUUACUUCAAAUUGCUGGAUAACAAGAUAGUUGUUGCAAAAAGCCUCGAUUACGAAGCAAAGAAUAAGCAUCGUAUAAAGAUAAAAUGUACGGACCGAGGUCAUCCACCAAAAUCUUCGUCUAUCCAGAGUUUGUUUGUCGUUGUACGAGACAUUAACGAAUCACCCAAGGAUAUAAAUUUGACGAGUAAUCGCAUCCCGGAGAACUGCGUUCUGGGGUCGGUCAUCGGUGACUUCGUUGCGACUGAUGACGAUAAUGACAUGUUAAAGUUUUAUUUGAAUCACAGUAGUAUUUUGGUUCGUGAAAAGUUUGCUCUACAAGGUGUUCCAAACGUUGAAAAUCGUACAAUGAACCAUAAAUCAACUCAUUUUUACUCGAUUCCCCUCGUUGUUAACGGUUCUCUUGAUUAUGAAGAAAGAAACAUGUACAUUAUUUGGUUGGCUGUCGCAGAUCCUGUGAGAAAGGCGCUCAAACAAUUUAGGAUCGAAGUAACCGAUGUAAACGAAGCUCCAACUGAUAUUUUGAUGUCUAAAAAUUUUGUAGCAGAGAAUUCUCCUGCUUCAACAGUGAUUGGAAAGUUUUUGGUAAAAGAUCCAGAUGUAAAAAGUGUGCCACCUCAGAUCCAUAUUUGCUCCCUCGAGAACUCAUUAAAUGGUGACGGAGAUGAAGAUGAGUUUUACAUUACUCACGAAACUGAUAGCAAUUUUCUCCGAGUUAAAUAUAAUAGCCUUCUCGAUUUUGAAGAAAGAAACGUUUACAAUAUCAAUGCCACUUGUAAAGAUGCGGCUGGCCUCGAUAUUUCAAAGUCAUUUAAAAUUUUCAUCACUGAUGUAAACGAAGAACCCACGUCAAUAUGUCUCGUAGCCCCUCGCUCUGGUGAAGAUUGUUCAGUUGUUGGUGAAAUCUUUAUCGAGGAUUUGGAUUAUCCUCAAAUACAAUGUGGCUUAAAUUGGACGGUUGAUCUUCAGCCAUAUUCCGAGAAAUUAUCGGAAUACACUUGUCAAAUCAAGAAGGAGGUAGACACUUUAAGUAAAAUUACUAAAGUGAUUAGUCAUUUUUAUGUUCAUGAUAGUCCACCGAAAUUACACGUGAAGAAAAGUAUAUUUAUUCAUGGAAAUCUAUCCUACAAUGUUCCUAUUUCAUGUGAAAGUACCUUACAUCCACGUCAUACCCUGUCAAAAAACCUGGUCGUUCAUAUUCAAGUUCCCAAUGAUGACAACUGUCGUGAUAAGGAACUUUGUGCUUCCUGUCCUCAGCCAAAAUUCUGUCUAUCGAAUGUCAAAGCUGCUGGAAAAUGUAUUGAUACAGAAUAUCUUUUGAACUUAACUGUGGAUGCCCCUCCAUCGUUGUUUAAAAAGCGUGGCUUUAUAAAAGUGUUUGAACACUAUGUUAAAGAUUUGAUUGAGGGAACUGAAAAGAGAAGAGUCUAA